AUGGCAGAAAUAAAACAAGCCAGUUAUGACGGUACGGGAGAUGUAGAUUUGUGGCUUAUGAAAAUGAAGUUCUAUUGUUCUACAAAGAAAUUUGAAGGUAAACAAGAAGCUCACGCCAUAGCGAGUAAACUCGAGGGGGCGGCGUUUCUAUGUAUUGCGAGAUUAAACGAUGAACUUCAAGAUGACCCAAAAGAAGUUAAAGCCGCUUUAAGGAAGGAAUUCGACAAAGAAUCGAUCGACCACGAGAAAGCUGUCGACGAAUUACGAGGUUUAAGGCGAAAGGCGGUGAAACACCAGCACAGUUAG
Molecule: messenger RNA, 306 nt
Organism: Paramuricea clavata
Lineage: Eukaryota; Metazoa; Cnidaria; Anthozoa; Malacalcyonacea; Plexauridae
Source: the annotation of a GenBank genome assembly